Molecule: messenger RNA, 4673 nt
Organism: Ctenopharyngodon idella (grass carp)
Lineage: Eukaryota; Metazoa; Chordata; Actinopteri; Cypriniformes; Xenocyprididae
Gene: sez6a
Product: seizure related 6 homolog a
Exons: 16
Coding region: 303-3242 (979 amino acids)
Biological process (GO): regulation of dendrite development; synapse maturation
Cellular component (GO): dendritic shaft; dendritic spine; endoplasmic reticulum
Source: RefSeq, a predicted model, not a curated record
AUUCUCCUCUGCCUCUCCACACACAAAAGCUGCUGCUCUAAAUAAGCCCAAUGCUACUGGAUGAACGCCAGGCUGCUGUCCAAAGUGUCCAGGCGCGCUGAGGUUGAUUGGAGCUGUCCGCGGUCCUGAACCUCCACCACACAAUCCGCUUAUAACAACAGCCCGUGAGUCGAGCUCUCUCUCUGCGCGAGUCACCGGGAAGUAGACCGCUUACGGACAUUUUAUUUGACAUUCGAGUCAUUCUCGCUGGAUUGUUUAACACAAGGACAAAUAUAUAGUGUGUUCUGAGGAGUCGUUUCAGUAUGUGCGUAAGGAUCGAGUUCCGAACGAACUGGCUCUUUCUGCUGCUCAUUUUGAGUCUUUCAGUGAUUCACACGCGUUGUCAAGAAGAUGGAACCAUACAAACUGGGAGAGGAGGAGAGUCAGAAUCAGAGAAAGAGUUUGACCCUUUCACCAGUAAACAGGAGCCACCAACUGACAUCCAGCAGCUCACAACAGAAGCAGUACCAGUCCUCCCCAACCUAGGACUGCUUAAACUCCACUCAGCUCUGAUGACCAAGAGCUUUGAGGGAGAUCAGCAGUUUUUUAAAGAGGCACCACACACCGUGCCAACAGUCUCUACCUCUACAUCUAACACUGAACAUUCACUUCUGGUGCGUCAGGAAGAUUCAGCAGUUUUCUCUGACCAUGUGACCACAUUGACCAUGCCUGCGGCAACAUCUGUUGAACAAGGAAAACCCAGCAAAAGCCGUAGUAGAACAUCAGAGAAGAUAGCAGUCACCUCUCAACCUCUCACAAACCCCACCGUUCCAACCAGCACUCCCACAAGCACCAGUCAAAUCAGAACUCUCACCACAACAACAAAGAAAGACAAGAAAACUACUUUGCCACCACUGUCUCUGUCAACUUCACCUAAGAAAGAACCACAAAGGCCAGAAGGGAAAACCACAUCAGGAUACUCCUUUGAGACAUAUUCAGCUCACUGCGAUAUGAACUUCACAGAGGCUGAGGGUUAUAUAGAGCUCCCUCUGGAUGUCUCAUUUGAUUCCCACAUGCAUUGCACCUGCAUGGUUACGGUAUAUCUGGGUUAUGGUGUUGAGAUUCAGGUGCUGAACGCGAGUUUGGAUGAUGGAAUGGAGGCAGUUCUGGAGGAUCUGGGUGGACCUGUGACCUCCAUCCUGGCCAACAACUCAGUGUUAUCCAGGGGUCUGGUGAUACGGAGCUCUAGUAACCAGAUCUCUGUGCGGUUCAGCAGUGAAUGGCCCGCUCGCCCUGGCUUAUUACUUCUGCGGUAUAGAGCCUUUGCUCUGAGUUGUGCAUCCCCGCUGGCCCCUGAUAAUGGUGAAGUAUCAGUCACUGGUCUUCAGGUUGGGGGCGUGGCCUAUUUCUCCUGUCUGAAUGGCUAUCAGCUCCAGGGCCCCACCUCCCUCACGUGCCGAAAUGCCACCACACCCUACUGGAGUGGCAGAGAGCCCAGGUGUCAAGUUGCUUGUGGGGGGACGAUGAGAAAUGCCACUCAGGGUCGUAUUGUCUCUCCGGGGUUUCCUGGAAACUACAGCAACAAUCUGACGUGUCACUGGGUACUGGAGGCCCCUGAGGGCCAUCGGCUACACGUUCACUUUGAGAAAGUGGCACUGGCUGAGGAUGAUGACAGGCUCCUCAUAAAGGAUGGGAGUAACAUUGACUCUCCGCCCCUGUAUGACUCGUAUGCAGUGGAGUAUCUGCCCAUUGAGGGGGUCACAAGCACCAGCAGGCAUCUGUUUGUGGAAUUUACCAGUGAUGAGAUGGGCACAUGCACUGGCGCUGCCAUCCGUUAUGAAGCAUUUGCUCAGGGCAGCUGUUAUGAGCCAUUUGUGAAGUAUGGAAAUUUCUCCACGAGUGAUCCUGCGUUUGGAGUUGGUUCUGUGGUGGAGUUCACCUGUGAGCCGGGUUACACGCUGGAGCAGGGCGCUGUUAUUUUAGAGUGUGUAAAUGAUGAAAAUCCACAAUGGAAUGAGACGGAACCAGCAUGCCGAGCGGUGUGCAGUGGAGAAAUAACAGAUUCAGCAGGUGUGGUGCUUUCUCCAAACUGGCCUGAAGCGUACGACAAGGGUCAGGAUUGUAUCUGGGGUCUACAUGUGGAGGAGGACAAGAGAUUCAUGCUGGAUGUCCAGGUUCUUCGUCUGGGGAAGAAUGACCUGCUGACCUUUUAUGAUGGUGAUGACCUCACAGCCAACAUCCUGGGCCAGUACAGUGGUUUCCUCCCUCGAUUCAGACUCUACACCUCUACGGCUGAUGUGACCAUCCAGUUUCAAUCUGAUCCAGCCUCCAAUGUCUACGGAUACAACAAUGGCUUUGUAGUGCAUUUCUUUGAAGUGCCACGUAACGACACAUGCGCAGAGCUACCAGAAAUCCUUAAUGGCUGGAAGAGCACAUCUCAUCCUGACCUGACCCAUGGAACCGUUAUUACCUACCAGUGUUACCCAGGCUUCCAUCUGCAGGGCUCAGAGAUCCUGAUGUGUCAGUGGGAUCUGACAUGGAGUGGAGACGUCCCCCUCUGUGAGAAAAUUAUGUCAUGUGUGGAUCCGGGACUAGUGGACAACAGCCGCAGACUGGUGACGGGCUCUCGUUACGCUGUGGGAUCCUCUGUGGAGUAUAUCUGCAACAAAGGAUACUCACUUUCUGGCCCUGGAGUGCUCACUUGCUACAGCAGAGAAACUGCAGACCCAAAGUGGAGUGAAAAACUGCCAAAAUGUGUCCCUGAGAGAUAUGAACCCUGCAGUAACCCUGGCGCCCCCUCUACGGCCAUCCAGAGUUCAGAGAAAGCUUUCUUCCAGGCAGGAGAGACUCUAAGCUUCACCUGUCGUGCAGGUUAUGUGCUUCAGGGUGAAGCCACUAUCCACUGCAUCCCAGGACAUCCCUCUCAAUGGAGCAGUGCGCCCCCUAUGUGCAGAGCUUCUUCGAGAAACACUGAUGAACACAGGCAGAAUGCUGCCGAUUCAGAGUUUGAUGUGGAGGGCGUCAACAUUGCCAUUGCAGUUCUGAUUCCCGUUGCAGUGGUGCUGAUGCUACUCUUGGUCUUUUUCCUCUGCAUUUCAAUAGCUCAAAGCAAGACCCUUCAGCUCCCCGGGUCGUCUUCUCCACCGUACGACAACAUGACCGAAGAAUCUGCAUUUGACAACCCCGUGUAUGAGACGGGAGUAAGUAUGGAUGCCAUGAACCUCAGAGACGUGGGCUCUCACAACACCAUCGUCCUGUCCUGAUCAACCCUGCCUGCCAUUCUGUCAUUCCACCUGUCAUCUGUGACUCUGACCUGAUCUGCAGAACAAAUAAAAGGAAUUUGAACAGUUAGAUGGCUAAACAUCCGUUAAAUGAAUAAUAUCCGUUUAAUUUAAAGGCCAGUAUUUAUAAUGCAGCAGUAUCAGUACCAUGUAAUGGCUCUACUAAAGACUUUAGGACCAGAUAUAUCAUAAAACUAUCUUCAUAAUUUAAUGAGCUUAAUGUUACAUAAACAAAAUGUUUCUUGGGGACUCUUAAUGAAUGUUUUUUUUUCUUUGAAAUUUUUCAAAGAAUUUCAAAGAUGCUGCUGUAUUUUCAUAACAUGCAAAUGAAAGGGUAAGAAUAAAUACAUUUCAGUGGAAAAUGAAAGACUCUGCGUUCCUUGAAAAAAAUGAAAACGUUAAUUUUAGAUGUAAAAAAUAAACAUUUAGGCUUGAGGCCAUGGGUCAUGGGUAGCUAGAACUCAGCAGAUGGUGUGUGUGUGUGUGUGUGUGUGUGUGUGUGUGUGUCUCAGUUUACCCUCUAUGUUCUCAUAUUGAACGUUGUAAUACUGGUGUGUAACUCAUAUUUACCAAAAAUGCAUUUCCUAAUCAUACAGCAUCCAGGAUGAUGUCAUUCACGGUUAUCUGCUGAAUGUGAAUGAUCACAUAAUUAAUAAUGUUUAGUUAAAUUUUAUUGCUUUUACUUGAUUGGAUUUUUUCAUGACUCUCACAGGACUCAUUGUUGUGUUUUAUUUCCACAUCAUUCAUCAUUUUUGUGUUUCAUGUUUUCAUAAGUUUCCUCUCUUUUGGUUCAAAUAAAAAUACUAAUGAAGCUUAUGAAUUUACUUGUGCAUUAUACAUACAUAAACAUAUCUGAGUUCAAAAGUUUAUGGUCUGUAACAUUUUUUUUAACUAAAGAAAUAACACUUUUAUUCAGCAAGGAUGCAUUAAAUUGAUCAAAUGUGACAGUAAAGACAUUUAUAAUGUAAAGUUUUCUAUUUCAAAUAAAUGUUUUUUUUUUAACUUUCUAUUUGACAAAUAAUCCUAAAAAAUGCAUAAGGGUUUCCAAAAAAAUAAAAAAUAAAAAUAAAAUAAACAGCACAAUUGUUUUCAACAUUGAUAAUAAAAAUAAAAUUUUGAGUUCAUUUAAAUUAAAAAUUUUAGUUAAUACAAUGAAGGCAGCUGGUUUAAUCAACAGAAACUCAGAAUAUUAUGUUAUCUGAACCACAUUAAUUAUCUAAGUUGAUUUGACAAAAGAAAAAAUGUUCUGGUAACAAAUCAUGAAAAUAUUUUUUACAGUGUAUUAUAGUAUUAUGACUUUUUUUUACUGAAAUGCUUUUUGUCUGGAGUAUAACUUGGAUGAUCAGUUUUUAAGGGGGCUCUGAAUGAAGACAAUAAUAAGACAAAGAGAAACCACUGUUCUGAAAUCUUAUU